AUCCCUAUUCUCGGCGCACGAACUCAAAUUUUCUUAUCAAGCUGAUAAUUGAACAUGCAGUAAAUUCGUGACCAUUCAAGGUGUCUAGAGUAUAUAUACUGGCUAGCCCCGGGGGUACCUCACUGUCGAGAAAUCCCCAAUAAAGGAGCUGGCCAUAGACAUUUUGUUUGGUUUCUUUGAAGACACACGCGAACGUACAUCGAUCUCCUCGCACAGGAUCCAGACAUUAAACGGACAUGGCAUGUGAAAUCCCAACCGUGGAAAGUACUCUGAAGCAAGCGGCUGCAGUUUUCAGAGAUAAAUUUGGCAGUGAUCCGAAUUUAGCAGCAUGCGCGCCUGGUCGAGUGAAUCUGAUCGGCGAACAUACGGAUUAUAACGAAGGGUUUGUGUUCCCAAUGGCGUUGCCAAUGGUAACAGUGGUGGUCGGAAGCAAGAGUGAUGCCGGUAAAUGCCGGGUAUUGACGAAGGCUGACGGAGUUGAUGCUCCGCAUUUCAUAGAAUUCCUUCCCCAUUCUGAGACAACCCCCCUCUCCCCCGGAACUCCCAAAUGGGCGAACUAUUUCAAAGGAGUCAUUGCCAACUUCCCAGGUACGGUACCGGCUUUCGACGCCGUGAUAGUGUCUACAGUGCCGGUAGGGGGCGGUGUGUCUAGUUCUGCGGCGUUAGAGGUGGCCACGUUCACUUUCCUGCAGCAACUCUGUCCAGACGAUGGGCAGAACGUCAAGACCAUGCAGAAGGUGUUGGCGUGUCAGAAGGCCGAGCAUGACUUCGCCGCCGUGCCAUGUGGCAUCAUGGACCAGUACAUAUCAACAAUGGGCAAGGCGUCACAUGCACUUCUGAUCGACUGCAGGUCACUUGAAAGCCGACUAGUGCCCGUGACAGACCCCGACGUGGUCGUCAUGGUAACAAACUCUAACGUCAAGCACGAACUGAAUGGGUCAGAGUACCCCACGCGCCGACGACAGUGUCAAACAGCGUCCAUGACGAUGGGCAAGAAAAGUCUCAGAGAAGCCGCCGACUUAACAUCAGACCAGUUGGCAGAUUUCCAGGAUAAACUGGACGGCGAGACGUUCCGGAGAAUACGUCACGUGAUCACAGAGAUUCAGAGAACAGAAGAGGCCGCUGAUGUGUUGGAGAAUGGAGAUUACAAGAAGUUUGGUCAGCUUAUGGUAGCGAGCCAUAACUCAUUAAGGGACGACUACGAGGUGUCAUGUUCCGAGGUGGACCAGCUGGUAGAAGCAGCCAUGGAGGUAGAGGGCGUGUUCGGUUCUCGCAUGACAGGCGGUGGAUUCGGAGGGUGCACCGUGACACUGUUGAAAAGAGACGCUGUCACCAGGUGUAUACAAAAUAUUGAGAACCGCUACAAAGGUACACCGACGUUCUACGUAUGCCCGGCGUCUGACGGCGCGCGACCACUCCAUCUAUGACGAGUGGUCAGAUGGCAACUGUAAACACUAGAAAACCAGGGCCCAGCCCGCCACACGGAGCAUAGCCUAGAGUUAAUAUAUAGUGACAUGAUUGCAGGGGAACUGUCAGCUGACAAAUACUCAAAUGGAGUAAAUGGUUUGUCUCAGAAAUAAUGUACUCAUGCUUGUUUUGGUGUUUGUGUGAUAGAGGAGAGGGGAAGGUGUAUAUCCUGAAGUCAGUCGUUUCAAGAGAUACUGUCGUGGUUUUAUACGAUAUCAAAUUUGAUUUUUCUUUUGAUAUAUCCGAAUUUAUUCUCAGCUACACAUGCAAGUAAAAGGCUUGCAAAUACAAAUUGCAAUUUCUCUGUCGGUGGUAUAUAAAAACUGAUGCGUGCACUUUUGAGUAUUUAACUUUAUAUGCAGGAUUGAUUUUGCUGAUGGAAGUGGCUUCAGCAGCAAGUUUAUUAUUCGUGUUCAAGUCUCCUGCAGACUAGAAACAAAGGCUUGACAUGCCACGGAGAGUUGCGGCCAUCUAUAGCGUUCCCGGUGUAGCAUGUCAUAGACAAAAGGUCAACGCCUUAUGUUUGAAUUGAUUGGUUUCAAGUUCCAAGGUCGGCUAAUGUGUGAACGAAGCACAUUCGUCCUAGUAACAGUGUUUGAAAUGAAGAAAAAAAUGCUAAAUUUCAGAAGCUGCGGGUCCUGACAAAACUCUUCAUCCCCUCAGUAUUUGAGUCAAAGUUGAAUGAAACAUAAUAUGCUUUGAAUUUAAAAUAAACAAUGGAAAUGAACCUGAAAAUUUAUGUUACUUGAUACAUUAAAGAUUGUACAAAAUGGCAGUGAUUACUCAAUGCAUCGCGCAUCUGCAUGUUACAAAACGUGCUGUUACCGUCAAACAGCCACGAACGUUAUCCAUCAAUAAUCACCCAUUUUUUCUGAAAAGUUAUUUCCCUAAAGUUCGUUGUUUCAGCAACAUACCUUCAGUUGAUUGUUUAUUUCGGAGGCACGAUGCCUUCCACAUAUAGCCACGUGCAGAUUUGUCCUGACAUUAGAGUAUACAUGCUAAUGCGGUACCUACAACUACACAGCAAGGAGCGUUCAGGACUUGUUUGUACAUUCUUUCAUGAAAAACGUGGGGUAGCCUAGUGGUUAUAGCGUUCGCUCACCACGCCGAAGACCCGGGUUCGAUUCCCGACAUGGGUACAAUGUGUGAAGCCCAUUUCUGGUGUCCCCCCGCCUUGAUAUUGCUGGAAUAUUGCUAAAGGCAGCGUAAAACCGUACUCACUCACUCACUCACGAAAAAUGAAUAUUUUAUUUUAAACUGCAGCUUAAUGUAAUAAAUAAAUCGACACGCAGAUUUAUAUUGGAAUUAGGCCGUACACGAGAUCCAUCUGCCUGGCUUACCAUCUUCCCGAGGCAAGGGAGUUAACUGACUUUAAAAGUCCAGUUUCCACGUGGAAACUGGACUUUUAAAGUCAGUUUACUCUCUUGCCUCGGGAAGAUGCUGGCUUACAGGCAAGCGCAUAUUCCGAGCAUUGCCUAUAAAUGUAGUUUAGAUUUAUGUGGGAAGCACGGGCUUUACUUCAGCAAUGAGUGCACACCAAGUUCCUUGUAAAUAUCGCCGUGUUGUCCUGAGUAAACACUCACUUGCAGUUCUGUCAGUAUUAUUAAUUUGUCAUACUUAUCAUGACCAUAAAUCGAUCACCACAGCUACCAUUUAUAUUGUCUUAGUACAAAUGACAUGUCUGUGCCAGUCUCCGUGAUUUGGUCUAGGUGCACACGGGUAUUAUUCCUGUAGACUUUCUAGAAGGGGUUCCGUAACAACGACUGAUUGUAUAAACGACAGUAUCUCUUCAACGCUGACAUUUUUUACCAGGCGAUAGAGGACGAUAUCUCAACAUGGAAACAGAAGGCAGCUAUUUUGUCCGCACUAACAUGCACAAUGGGUGGUGACGAGUUGGGCAGUUGUGACACACAGCUAUACGUAUAUAUAUAGAGAAAGAUUUAUUCCAAUGGUGAUGCAUUAAAUGCAUAUUUUACUGACUUGUUACUGAGCAGGUUAUGGUGUUAAUAAACUACGUGUAAUAGUU
Messenger RNA from Haliotis rufescens (red abalone), 3493 nucleotides. Its product is annotated as galactokinase-like. The record is from RefSeq and is a predicted model, not a curated record. Gene Ontology annotation, molecular function: ATP binding; galactokinase activity. Gene Ontology annotation, cellular component: cytoplasm; cytosol. The transcript has 9 exons. Gene Ontology annotation, biological process: galactose metabolic process; carbohydrate phosphorylation. Bases 237 to 1427 code for a protein of 396 amino acids. NCBI's taxonomy places the organism in Eukaryota, Metazoa, Mollusca, Gastropoda, Lepetellida, Haliotidae.